CGCGCGGCCGGCGAAUGACGCGCUGUGCGAGGAAGGCGCGCGUCCGUGCAGGUGGAGGCAUGUAGCAGUACCUGAAGCCAGCUCGUCGUUGCGUCUUCUUCUUCCUGACGUCGCCCGCCCGAGCGGAAGAGGAGGAGAAGGAAGGGAAGGGAAGGGAAGGGAAGGGAGGAGUAGAGGACGUGAGGACGCUUCCUUCCAUCUUGAACGGCGGCGGCGGAUUCCGCCGCCAUGGCGAGCGACUCCCCCGCGAGGAGUCUGGACGAGAUCGACCUGUCUGCUCUCAGGGACCCGGCGGGAAUCUUUGAGCUGGUAGAACUGGUCGGUAACGGAACCUACGGCCAAGUUUACAAGGGUCGCCAUGUCAAGACCGGCCAGCUGGCGGCCAUCAAGGUCAUGGAUGUCACGGGAGAUGAGGAGGAGGAGAUUAAAGCGGAGAUCAACAUGCUGAAGAAGUACAGCCACCACAGGAACAUCGCCACCUACUACGGCGCCUUCAUCAAAAAGAAUCCUCCCGGCAUGGACGACCAUCUGUGGCUGGUGAUGGAGUUCUGCGGCGCCGGCUCGGUGACGGAUCUCAUCAAGAACACCAAAGGCAAUUCCCUGAAAGAGGAGUGGAUCGCCUACGUGUGCAGGGAGAUCCUGAGGGGUCUCACUCACCUUCACCAGCACAAGGUCAUCCACCGCGACAUCAAAGGUCAAAACGUGCUCCUGACCGAGAACGCCGAAGUCAAGCUAGUGGACUUUGGCGUCAGCGCUCAGCUGGAUCGCACGGUGGGCCGACGGAACACCUUCAUCGGGACUCCUUACUGGAUGGCGCCGGAGGUCAUCGCCUGUGACGAGAACCCGGACGCUACCUAUGACUUUAAGAGCGAUUUGUGGUCGCUGGGUAUCACGGCCAUCGAGAUGGCCGAGGGAGCGCCGCCUUUGUGCGACAUGCAUCCCAUGAGAGCGCUCUUCCUCAUUCCCCGAAAUCCCGCCCCCAGACUCAAGUCAAAGAAGUGGUCCAAGAAGUUCCAGUCGUUCAUCGAGAGCUGCCUGGUGAAGAGUCACGGGCAGCGGCCGAGCACGGAGCAGCUGCUCAAGCACCCCUUCAUCCGCGAGCUGCCCAACGAGCGGCAGGUGCGCAUCCAGCUCAAAGACCACAUCGACCGCACCAAGAAGCGCCGCGGGGAGAGAGAUGAGACCGAGUACGAGUACAGCGGCAGCGAAGAGGAAGACGAAGAGCGGGACGUCGGGGAGCCCAGCUCCAUCAUCAACAUCCCGGGCGAGUCGACGCUGAGGCGGGACUUCCUGCGCUUGCAGCUGGCCAAUAAGGAGCGCUCGGAGCUGAUUCGCCGGCAGCAGUUGGAGCAGCAGCAGAACGAGGAGCAUAAGCGCCAACUGCUGGCCGAGCGGCAGAAGCGCAUCGAGGAGCAGAAGGAGCAGCGCCGACGCCUGGAGGAGCAACAACGUCGCGAGCGCGAAAUGCGCAAGCAGCAGGAGCGAGAGCAGAGGAGGCGGUACGAGGAGAUGGAACAGAUUCGCCGAGAGGAGGAGAGGCGGCACGCCGAGAGGGAGCAGGAGUACAUCCGUAGACAACUGGAGGAGGAACAGAGGCAGCUGGAGAUCCUGCAGCAGCAGCUACUGCAGGAACAGGCCUUGCUGCUGGAGUACAAGCGGAAGCAAAUCGAGGAGCAGCGUCAGGCGGAGCGCCUGCAGAGGCAGCUGCAGCAGGAGCGAGCGUACCUGGUGUCGCUGCAGCAACAGCAGCAGCAGGAUCCCCAGCAGCCGCAGCAGCGCCCUCCGCAGGACAAGAAGCAACUGUACCACUACAAGGACCAGGCGCCCGGCGCCCUCAACGACAAGCCCGCCUGGGCCAAGGAGGUGAUGCGUCGUGCCCAGAGCAACUCCCCUCGCAUCCCCCUCAAGAAGUACCACUCCUUUAGGCACGCUCGAGACCCUCACCUGGACCCCCUCCUCUUACUGCCCGGCUAUAAGCCGGCUCGGCGCCGCCCGCCCUCCUACCCCGCCCACGUCAGCCCCUCCCGGGACCCGCUCCGUCUGCAGCCGCGCAUCCGGAUUACCUGCGCCCCGCCCGGGGUCGACCCUCGAGGCCGCAGUCCCGGCCGGCGGCACAAAGCGUCCAACCGGAUCUCGGACCCGUCGCUGCCCCCCCGCUCGGAGUCCUUCAGCAGCGGCGCCAUCCAGCAGGCCCGCACGCCGCCCACGCACCGGGCCGUGGAACCGCAGAUGGCGCACCUGGUGCAGGUGAAGAGCCCGGGCCUGUCGGGCUCUCAGUCGCUGUACGACCCGCACGGGGUGUCCGCCCCGUCGCCCUCGCGCCCCCCCGUGCCCCGGCAGAACUCGGACCCCACCUCCGACACCCCUCCUCCUCCCCUGCCUCUGGCGCGUCUGGCGCCCCCCCUCGACAAGCUGGACCGCAGCUCCUGGCUGCGGCAGGACGACGACGUGCCCCCCAAGGUCCCGCAGAGGACCACGUCCAUCUCGCCCGCUUUGGUUAGGAAGAACUCCCCGGGAAACGGUCCCGGCCUCCUGGGUCCCCGUUCCGGAGCGCACCUGAUCCGGGCCAGCAACCCCGACCUGCGGAGGAUGGACGUUUCCUCCGACGCGCCUCUGAAGAGGACGAGCAGCGGCAGCUCCUCCAGCUCCAGUACCCCCAGCUCGCAGGGGGGCUCCAACGAGCGAGCCAACGCGGCCGGGAACCCCGAAAGCUCGGCGCCGACGUCCGACGAGCCCAAAGACGACGGCAGGGACCCGUCUAGGCCCGGCCGGCCCGCGAGCUAUAAGAAAGCUCUGGACGAGGACCUGACAGCGUUGGCCAAAGAACUCCGAGAAUUGCGUCAGGGCGAAGAAAGCAGCCGUCCGCCCGUCAAGGUCACCGACUACUCUUCGUCCAGCGAGGAGUCGCACAGCAGCGAGGACGAGGAGGGAGACGGGGAGGGCGGCGCCAACGACGGAACCGUGGCCGUCAGCGACGUCCCGCGCAUCAUGCCGGCUGCCGGGCGAGGGGCGCGGGAGUCGCCGGGUGUGACGGGCGAACGCGACGACUCGCACGACGACAACUCUGGAGACGGCACCCUGAUGAUGCGCGAGUACGGGACGGGCGGCGGCGGCACCAAGGCCUCCUUCACGCCGUUCGUGGACCCGCGGGUGUACGGGACGUCCCCGACUGACGACGAUGACAACAUCUCCGCUUCAGCGCUGUUCGCCGACGAGCUGCUGAAGCAGGAGCAGGCGCGGCUGAACGAAGCCCGCAAGAUCUCGGUGGUCAACGUCAACCCCACCAACAUCCGACCGCACAGCGACACGCCCGAGAUCCGCAAGUACAAGAAGCGCUUCAACUCGGAGAUCCUGUGCGCCGCGCUCUGGGGGGUCAACCUCCUGGUGGGAACGGAGAACGGCCUGAUGUUGCUGGACCGCAGCGGGCAGGGCAAAGUUUACAACCUGAUCAACCGACGACGCUUCCAGCAGAUGGACGUCCUGGAAGGUCUCAACGUGCUGGUCACCAUCUCAGGCAAGAAGAACAAGCUGCGGGUCUACUACCUGUCCUGGUUGAGGAAUAGAAUCCUCCACAACGACCCCGAGGUGGAGAAGAAGCAGGGCUGGAUCACUGUGGGGGACCUGGAGGGAUGCGUCCACUACAAAGUCGUCAAAUAUGAAAGGAUCAAGUUCUUGGUGAUCGCCUUGAAGAACGCGGUGGAGAUCUACGCCUGGGCUCCCAAGCCUUACCAUAAGUUCAUGGCCUUCAAGUCUUUCACAGAGCUGCAACACCGCCCCCUGCUGGUGGACCUGACCGUGGAGGAGGGCCAGAGGUUAAAGGUCAUCUACGGCUCUAACGCCGGUUUCCACGUGGUAGACGUCGACUCGGGAAACCCGUACGACAUCUACAUCCCUUCGCACAUUCAAGGUCAAGUGACGCCGCACGCCAUCGUGGUUCUGCCCAAGACGGACGGCAUGGAGAUGCUGCUGUGCUACGAGGACGAGGGCGUCUACGUCAACACGUACGGACGCAUCACCAAAGAUGUGGUGCUGCAGUGGGGCGAGAUGCCCACCUCUGUCGCCUACAUCCACUCCAAUCAAAUCAUGGGCUGGGGCGAGAAAGCCAUCGAGAUCCGCUCGGUGGAGACGGGACACCUGGACGGCGUCUUCAUGCACAAGCGAGCUCAGCGCUUGAAGUUCCUAUCUGAGAGGAACGACAAGGUGUUCUUUGCGUCGGUGCGUUCCGGAGGCAGCAGCCAAGUCUUCUUCAUGACCCUCAACAGAAGCUCCAUGAUGAACUGGUAACCACGGCCGGAUCCGCGUGACGCCGAGCGGCCUCGGAGCGGCGGACGGGCCCGUAGAGGCCGACCGCUAAAUGAAACGUUUUGGCUCGCUCUUCGCCCCGGAAAUAAAAGCGUUUUGGAAGGGAGAAGAGGAAAACAACCGAGUCAGAACUCAUUGACGGCCGUCCGUUCGGAUCGAGAUGGACUCGUCCGCCGGGCAAAGAGAACCUACGUAAACAGAAAAAGCUGCUUUAGGAAGGUUAUCAAAAUGAGUGUUCUAGAAAUGUUGUCCGUUCUUUCUUUAUGCACUACCAAAAACUUGUCAGGGGGGAAAUUUCUGUUUGACAUUUUCCUUGUCGGCUAUUUGGCCGCCAUUGACCGCCGUUGAGACAUCCCAUCCGUUUUGACCGAAAGGGUUUACGCGCGGUCAAAUAGGAUUAGACGCCCGGCGUCGUCGAUGGGAGUCCGUCCAUCAAAUCGCUGCCCGUUUUUUAGCUCGUGAUGAGACGUUCAAAGAAAAGCUGAGCUCUGUUUGGAAAUGAGCAAAUUUCCACUCUGUUUUAGUAGGAACGUCGCCCUGACCGAGGUGGGUCGAUUGGCGUUUGUCACCUUUUCUGGACCUUUGUUUAUUAGUCCCGCCCACUCAAAAUGAAUGGGACAUCUAAUGUCGAGUGAUGAGCGACAAAUGCCGAUUUGAACUCGUUGUCGGCGAGGGACGUUUUCCUCCGCGCCGACGCUCGCUUUUUUCGUCGGCCGUCACGUUUUCGCCCUCCGUCCGGAUAUCUGAAAAAUCUGGUUGUCGUAGAAAUGUUUUCGUAAAGCGGGGGGGAAAAAACACGACUAGCAUUAACUAAAACGUGACUGAAUUGUAGUCUAGUGAGGAUAAUGAACUAGAAAAAAACUUCUGGAAGUCACGCACAUGCUGUUCGUUCCUCACUGAUAGCGUCAUUUGUUUCUGAAUUUCUUCAAGUUUGGCCCCCACGUUCCUGCCCUAGCACAAACUGGACGUUUUUUAUUUUUAUUUUUUUUUCUGGCAU
Corythoichthys intestinalis (scribbled pipefish) is the source of this 5299-nucleotide messenger RNA. Its product is annotated as mitogen-activated protein kinase kinase kinase kinase 4. Gene Ontology annotation, biological process: protein phosphorylation. NCBI's taxonomy places the organism in Eukaryota, Metazoa, Chordata, Actinopteri, Syngnathiformes, Syngnathidae. The transcript has 33 exons. Bases 229 to 4284 code for a protein of 1351 amino acids. The record is from RefSeq and is a predicted model, not a curated record. Gene Ontology annotation, molecular function: ATP binding; protein kinase activity.